CUUCAAAACACUCCAAAAUUUGAAAGAAAGACAAAAAAAGAAAACAAAAAUUGAAAGAAAAUUGAUUUAAAAAUAUUCAAAUGAUAUUGAUCGUGUUUAAAAAUAAAUAUUGUGCUUCUCCCGCUCCACUUUUUUUUUUGUCCACAAUUUAGAUGGGUAUUACUACAUUUCCACCUCCGGACCACACCACUGCAGCACCAAACUCCAUGGCUGUACUCUCUCUUCCAUUCUCGCUCUCACUCUCUUUUCCCUCCAAAUUCAGAUUAACGACGGCGUGGUUCUCCCUCUCUUCCCAGCUCAGACCCUUCUCCGCAUCGUCUCCAACUUCUGCCCACAAAAUUCACUGCCUCGCCAUUUCCCUUAAGCCCAUUUCUCUUUCGAAAGCCAGGGUUAAGGUUAAGGCCUCCGAAGCUGAGCUCAAAGAAAACUGGUUAGCCUCUUUAUCUUGCCCUUUACCUCGAGAUUUCGGAACCUCCCAUGGCGAAGCAAGAGAGGAAGGGUCCGACCCACGUAAUGCGGGUUCUGAUUGGGUUAUUGGCAUCGACCCAGAUCUUUCCGGUGCAUUGGCCGUCUUGAAAGGCGACGACCCUGACUGUCCUGCUCAGGUGUUUGACUCUCCACACUUGUCAGUGAUGGUUGGUGGAAAAGUUAGAAGACGUUUAGAUGCCAAAUCUAUCAUUGAGUUACUUCGAGGUUUUAAUGCUCCCGAAGGCACUAUAGCAUACAUUGAGCAAUCAAUCCCUUUUCCAAAAGAUGGGAAGCAGGGAUGGUGGAGUGGAGGAUUUGGGUAUGGCCUAUGGAUUGGAAUCCUUGUGGCUUUGGGAUUCUCUGUUGUCCCAGUGCCAUCUUUCUCAUGGAAAAAGAAAUUUGAAAUCUCAGGAAGCACUUUUUCAAAGGAUGAUAGCAGGAGAGUGGCAUCGACAUUGUUUCCUUCUUUGAGUUCACUGUUGCAGCGAAAAAAGGAUCACGGGAGAGCUGAAGCUUUACUCAUUGCUGCCUAUGGGAGAGGCCUAAAGAUGGAAUUGGACUCAUCAUUGACCUUAAAGGAACUAGUUUCUUAGAAUGGGCACAUCAACUAUCAAUAUUGUUGGCAUCAAUUAUUUGGAAGAAUGACAGAAUAUAUUAUCACGAUAAAAAUAGCUAAAGUUUAUUUAGCACAGAUCCUGCUAACCAAAAUAGCUGCAAGAGAUACAUUGACAAUGCUACUGCUGCAUGCAGACAGCUGCUUGAGGAAAAGGGUAGGAUUUGCAUAUUAUUUUUGCAAGAGAGAUGAAAAGGAAUUUAUUGAAUUUGAAAGUGAACCAUGAAGAGCAAGAACAUUCAAGUUGAACUGCCUUUAAGAGAACAGAGAUAACGAUGAAAGGAAAUACUAGCUUAUUAGAAGUUCAAAGGUCUGUGGAAUUAAUUCAUGCGCAUAAAGAAUGUGUUCUCGAAUAACACAAGUGGUGGUGUGAUGGUCUGUCGAUAAAAAUAGAAGGUGGCUACCUAAAGAUGCAAAACUUGCAUCUUAUGAAGGCAUUAGUGUUCAAGGAAUGCGUUCAGUCUUCCUUCUGGGUUAAGCUGCCAUUUUAGGAUGGCCAAUUUGGAUGGGAAAUUUCUGUUCUCAGAGGUUGUACAUUUGAAUUAUUCCAUAGUUAGUUUUUUAAAGCCAACUUUGUUCUUGUUUGUUUAAAAGCUCAGUACAAUUGUUUUCGAUUGAUUAACAAGCCUUACAAUAUACAGUUAUUUGGUCGGAGGGAUUUGUGCAGAGUAUUAAAUCAAGUGAUUAUAAAUUGUUUAGUUUUUAUUAUUAGUUUCAGACAAUAAUUGGCAGUUAUAAGUUUUAAAAUUGAUGGA
Messenger RNA from Humulus lupulus (European hop), 1836 nucleotides. Its product is annotated as Holliday junction resolvase MOC1, chloroplastic. Lineage: Eukaryota; Viridiplantae; Streptophyta; Magnoliopsida; Rosales; Cannabaceae. The transcript has 6 exons. The coding region runs from base 153 to 1061 and encodes 302 amino acids. The record is from RefSeq and is a predicted model, not a curated record. Gene Ontology annotation, molecular function: crossover junction DNA endonuclease activity.